GAGGAUGGUGAUUGUUGAAUUGCGGUAAAUAUCGAUUGUGAGGUUAGAAUUCACACAUGUCCAUGUAAUUCGCUCAAGAUAACACGUCCGUAGUUUUCAGUUUUUAUCUUUAAUGUUGUAGUUCGUAGUUCUCAAAAUUAUCUAUCCCCCACGUUGAAAGUCAUGAACACCCCAUUAUCAGCCUUUGCCACCUACAAAACCAUGAAACCAGCUGCUGCCACGCACAUUUCUAAGAAGAAGAAGAGGAAACUCAAGAAGAAGCAUGAAGAAAGUGAAGUUGUCAAUGGUAGUUCUUUUGCCGAAAAUGGUGUAAGUGAGUCAGGAGAGUUGAUUGGACUAUCUAACGGUGAAGGCCCUUCAAAUACCGAUGGGAAAAUUAAGAAAAGAAAGAAAAAAUUAAAGAAUAAAUCGAAUAAAAAGCUCAAAUUUCAGAAUGAUCUUCCAGCUGUAGGAGAGGAAGCAAGCAUGAACGGAAAUGCGAAAAUCAAACUUAAAAAGAAAAUUCAUAACGAUGAAUUAGAAAGUGAAAGUGAUGAGAAUGAUGAUAAUGUUGAAGCUGUUGACAGCAAUGAUGAUUUUGAAAUUGUACCUGUUGCCUUUGAUAAUGUUAAAUUGCAGACAACUAAAGACAAGAAAAAACAAAAAAUGAAGUCCAAAAAGGCAGAUUUCACCCAUGACAGUACAAAAUCUGGUGAAGAUGUGGUCAACUGGAUGAUUUCUCCUCUUUCUGUUGAGGACUUCAUGAGUAAAACUUGGGAAAAAGAACCUGUUUUUGUCUGCAGAAAAACGCCAGAUUACUAUUCAGCCCUCUUGAGUACUCCACAAAUUGAUGAAAUGUUACGUAAUAACAGUAUCAUCUUUGGAAAAAAUCUAGAUGUAACAUCAUAUACGAACGGGGAACGAGAAACGCAUAACUCAGUUGGAAGAGCAUUGCCGCAUGUUGUCUGGGAUUUUUACGAAAAUAAGUGCAGCAUUCGUCUCCUGAAUCCGCAAACAUACUGCAAAAACUUACACACUGUCAACGCUAUGAUGCAGGAAUAUUUUGGUUGCUUUGUUGGUGCAAAUGCAUAUUUGACACCACCAGACUCUCAGGGUUUUGCACCUCAUUUUGAUGAUAUAGAGGCUUUCAUUCUUCAAAUCGAAGGACAGAAGAAAUGGAAAGUGUACAAACCAAGGUUACCAGCUGAGGAGUUACCUAGAUUUUCAAGUAGAAACUUAACAGAAGAGGAACUAGAUGAUCCGGUUAUGGAAGUGACUUUAAAAGCAGGAGAUAUGUUGUAUUUUCCCAGAGGUUACAUCCAUCAAGGUUGCACUGAUCCUGAUUAUCAUUCUCUGCAUGUCACAAUAUCUGUGUAUCAGCGCAACUCUUUUGCAGAUCUUCUAGAAAAAGCACUACCUGUAGCAUUGCAUUCAGCUAUAAAAUCGGACUUUGAGUUGCGGAAAGGCCUUCCAUUAAAUAUGAUCAAUCAGUUCGGCUUUGCUCAAAGUGGAGAGACCUCUGACGAGAAACGUCAGCUCAUAGAGCAUGUAAAAUCAUUGCUCCACCGAGUAGUUGAUUAUAUAGAUCUUGACUCAGCGGUGGAUAGCGUAGCAACUUCAUUCAUGCAUGACGCACUACCGCCUGUGCUGACACUAGAGGAAUUAAGCUGCACUGUAGAUUCUGGUUUGCGUAUGACUCAUGAAGGUCAUGUUAUUAAUCGAGUUCAGCUAGACCCAAGUUCGAGUAUUAAAUUUAUUCGCCGUCAUUGCUGUCGGUUGGUACAAGAGGAAAGUGAGCCUGAUGAGGAAACUGGUUUACGUGAAUUGGAAGCUCGAUUAUAUUACACCCUAGAAAAUUCCUUAGAAUACCAUGGAAAUGACCCUCAAUUUUUAGUUGUCCCUGAUUCUCUAGUUGGUUGUGUAAUAUCGCUCAUUAAAAGCUACCCAAAGUUUGUAAAAAUUGAAGAUUUAGGCCAUUCAAAUGAGGAUGAAAUACUUCAGCUGCUCACUGAUUUCUGGGAGCAUGGUUUACUUCUCACCGAAGAACCACUCGUUCCCAUAGAAGAACCCACUGAAUAAACAGUGAACUACCAAGGAACUCAACAAAACAAAAAAAUACUUCAUCAUUAAAGGUAAAUAAAUGAAAACUAAUCAGCAGAGGAACAGAAAAUGUAAGCAUUAAAAGAGAAUAAGAAAAAAAAAAAAAGAGAAAAUAGAAACUUGAAACCUUUACAAAUUACUUUAGUAUUUUUGUGUUCCAAUGUAGUCAAUGUACUGCAUAAAAUAAAAUUCUUUGAUUGCUCUAAUGGAGUGCCCUGUAUUGGUCAUUUUUAAUUUUUACUUUCCUUGUCUUUUAGAGAACUUUGUCAAUUUACAACAACCAAAAAAA
Molecule: messenger RNA, 2368 nt
Organism: Bemisia tabaci
Lineage: Eukaryota; Metazoa; Arthropoda; Insecta; Hemiptera; Aleyrodidae
Gene: NO66
Product: Bifunctional lysine-specific demethylase and histidyl-hydroxylase NO66
Cellular component (GO): nucleolus
Molecular function (GO): histone H3K36 demethylase activity; histone H3K4 demethylase activity
Source: RefSeq, a predicted model, not a curated record